Molecule: messenger RNA, 5053 nt
Organism: Cyclopterus lumpus (lumpfish)
Lineage: Eukaryota; Metazoa; Chordata; Actinopteri; Perciformes; Cyclopteridae
Product: polyhomeotic-like protein 1
Exons: 14
Coding region: 185-2794 (869 amino acids)
Cellular component (GO): PRC1 complex; nucleus
Molecular function (GO): protein binding; zinc ion binding
Source: RefSeq, a predicted model, not a curated record
GGAGGCGUGGCCUCCAACGACACCAUCAGCUGCAGCUUCAUGCAGAGCAGUCGACGCGCCGCUGCGGCCGCCCUGCAGAACACAAGCGACUCACGCGGAGCUCCGGGCCCCGUCGGGCCGCCUGGAGUCAGCGGGCAGCCGGUGCACCGGGAGGCGGAGACAAAACCCCGGACCUGACGCAGCCAUGGAGACGGAUGGAGAGCAGAACCAGCAGGGGGCCUCGACCAAUGGGAGCGCUGCAUCUGGGACGAGCUCCCGCCCCUCUCCAAUGAAUUCCAUGUCUCUGUAUGAAAGACAAGCGGUGCAGGCGCUGCAGGCGUUACAGAGGCAGCCGAAUGCAGCUCAGUACUUCCAGCAGCUGAUGCUGCAGCAGCAGAUCAGCAACGCGCAGUUUCAGAACCUGGCAGCCGUGCAACAGGCUACUCUGGCUGCCAGUCGUCAGUCAGGUCCCUCCAGCGUUGGCUCUCCUCAGACCAGCAGCACCGCGGCCGCCAGCGUGACGUCUGGGUCGACAGCCAGCAGCCGCCCCGUGGGCGCCCCGACAACGUCCACCAUCAGCCAAUCGGUGCUGCUGAGCGGGGCGGCGGGGGGGCAGGGCCAAAUGUACCUGAGGGUCAACCGCUCCCUGAGGGCCCCCAUCUCCUCGCAGCUCAUCUUCAUGCCCGGCAACACGGCCGCUGCUGCCGUGGCAACCGUCACCCAGCAGCCGCGGGCCCAGCAACAGGAAGUGGCGCCGACUUCCUCCUCCGGCGGCCAAUUGGAUAACAACCAGGUGCAGAAUCUCGCCAUGCGAGGUGUGUCGGCUCUCAAAGGCGUCGGCGUGAAGACCGAAGCCCCGGAGAGGAGCGACUCAGCUGCCUACUCCUUCGUCCAGCCCUCCCAGUCCCCCAGUAAGCCGAGCCAGCCGCCCCACAUCAAGAUCCCCACCUACCCUCAGCCCACCAACCUCAAGGCCCACCCGUCCUCCUCCGCCUCCUCCAUCCCUCUCUCCCAGCUCCUGCUUCACGGAACCCGGACUCUCGCCGCGGGAACCACGGCUUCCGCGGCGGGGCACACUCUGGUCCUGACGUCCGGCGGCGGCGGCGGCGUGUCGGCCGUGAAGCCGGCGGGCAGCGCUCAGACGCUGGUGGUGCAGCCGCUGCAGAAGACGUCGUUCGGCGCCGAGAAAUCGGGCCACGGCGGUGGGCCCGUCCCCAUCCAGCCCAAAACUCUGCAGGGGCUCCGCCUGCCGCUCCAGCUGCCGUCGAGGAACCCGCCUCCCAUCCUGCCCGCCCCGCCCCCCGUCAGCAGCGCCGCCCAGCCGGCGCCGGCACCGCCGCCGCCGCCGCACAUCCCCGUCCAGAUCGUGGGUGCGAGGCAGAGCACGCUGGGAAACACCAAGGCUCUGGCUCUGGCCCGGGGCAGCUGCUGCCAGGACGGCGGCUCGUCCAGCCUGCUCACGGUGGUGGCGUCCAUCGCUUGCAGAGAGGGCGGGGUCGUGGGCCGAGGGGCGGGGCUAAAGGCGCUUCAGUCGCCGCAGGAGGCCCCCCCGUUGGCUCAGGUGUCUCAGGUGCGUCCGCAGGCCAAGCAGAGCUCCGGACCGAGUCACAGCGGACCCCUGACUUCCAUCCCCGCCUCCUCCCAGGCGCCCGCGGCGUCCUCCCCGCCCGCCGCGAUGUCUCGCUCCUCCCUCUCGCUGCCGCUGGCGACGGAGGAGCGGCGAGGAGCGGCGGCCGCCGUGACCGCCAACGGAGACUCGUCCAGAAGUCAGACCCCACAGGGUAAGCACUUGACGGGCUCACUAAAAAGAAAGUCCGACUCGACUUCAGCCAAUGACGAAGACGGCCCCUCCCCUCCACGGCUCCAGCCAGUCAGAAACCACGCUUCGGCACUGCCGACCAAUCCCAGCGAAGCGGGCCUCGGUGCUCCUCUUCCCGUCUCCCCCUCCCCCUCCCCCAUGCUGCCGGGGUCCCGUGGGGUCUGCCAGGGGGAGAGAGCUCCUCCCCCUCAAGCUGUGGUGAAACCCAACGUCCUCACGCACCUCAUAGAGGGCUUCGUCAUCCAGGAGGGGGCCGAGCCUUUCCCUAUGUGUGGGUCAGUGAAGGACUCCACUUUAACCGACGACGGUCCGGACGCGAACCAAUCGGAGACGGUUACCGCGGCGACAGUGCUGAAGUGUGAGUACUGUAAAAACUUUGCUCCCGCCAGCCAGUUCAGAGGCACCAAAAGGUUCUGCUCCAUGACUUGUGCCAAGAGGUACAACGUCAGCUUCCGGCAGCACUUCUGCAUGCGGCAGGGUCAAGGUCAAGGUCAAGGUCAGCUCUCCAACUCGGACGAGGAGGGAGGAAUCGCCAGGCGGAGGGUCCCCCGCAGGACCAGCUCCGAAAUAGCCAGCGCCAAGAUAGCAGGGAGACCCCCACCUGUCAAGGUGAGAGGGAGCCGCUCGGAGUCCAGCCACUCGGACGAGGAGUCCAGCGGCGAGGAGGACGAAGACGACCCCGUGUCGCUGUCGUCCGCCUCCUCGGCGUCCUGCCGCCCGCCGCCGCCGCCUUCUCCUCCUCCUCCUCCGCUCCCGGCGGAGAGCUCGGCGCCCGGCUGCCUGCCCGCCGGCCCCGCCCAGUGGAGCGUGGGGGAAGUGUCGCAGUUCAUUUCCUCGCUACAAGGCUGCGAGGAGGUCGCCUCCCAGUUCCUGUCGCAGGAGAUUGACGGACAGGCCCUGCUGCUGCUGAAAGAGGAGCACCUCAUGUCCACCAUGAACAUCAAGCUAGGUCCCGCCCUCAAGAUCUGCGCCCACAUCAACACCCUGAGAGACUGACGCAUCCGGCGUGUUCAGAGUCGAUCCCCGAGACCCUGAAACACCAGUUCGGAUGUGGAACUGGUCCCACAGGUGUCCCUGCAGGCGGGAUGCAGGAGGUCCAGUGCACGGCUCUCCAGCUCCCUGUAGGGCUGCAGCUUCUGACUCUGUAGUUGAAUUGUUCUCAACGGAGACAACUGUUCGUCUUUCAUGUGUGUGAGUUUGCAAAAAAAACAACAAAAAAAUACCACGGAUUUCUAUAUUUUGGUGAAGAUUCAUGUUUUCCUAAAAUGGAAACCUGCAGUCAUAAAUAGUUCCAACCAAAUGGUUUAGUUUAGCUUUUCAGUUGCACAGUUUCACGCGGAAAUGGAGCUUUUUUUGAAUGUAAUGUCGAUGCAGAAGUCACUUCGGCGAGUUGGAUUCGUUGCACUUGCACAAGAUUCCCACGUUAUGUACAAACAUGGCUGCCCUUUACACAGACGUUGACCUAGGCAGUGCUUACCUUGUUUGUGUGUUUGUUUGUUUGUUUGUUGCAUUUAACUGCUAUUCAUUGUUUAGUAUUGUAAAGGAGAAAAAAAAGAUUUUUUUGACAGAUUUCUUUGUCGUCAAAAAUAAAGUCAGGAUUUGUUUUUCUUGUCUUUGAGAACAUUUCGGUUCUCAUCUAGAACCAUCGUGGCUUUUUCCUGAAACGUGUUUUUUCUUAUUUAAGCCACAAUCGUCACGGCAUUAGGACAGAAAUGCAGUAAAUAAAUACGCUUAAUUUAAUUUAAAUCUACCUAAUAAGCUAUGUGUCACAGUCAUUAUCUAAGAUGCCAUUUUCAAGUCAUUUUUAUUUAAUUUUUUUUCAAGGGAACAUUUAUAACUUUAAUGUUCAUUAUUUUAUUUAUUUUUUUGCCUCAUUAAUUUGAAACAGUGUCUGCUUCUUUAUUUCGUACGCGGCCUCUUAUUCAGUCUACAGGGUAAACUCAAACUACAGGGUAGCGGCUGCAGAGAUCCAAAUGAAACCCGAUAUAGUUUCUUUUUCUCACAUUCCUGUGUUUUUACAAACGGGAGCACAAAAAUAAAUGCUCCUCCUCCCAAAAAACGGUGUUUUAUCGGAGGUCUUAUCGUGGACUCGACUCUGAGAAAUGUAAUCUGCAAUCUGUGACUUGUAUUUCUUUCUGCCAGGCAAUUUCAAGAUUGUCGUUUAUAUAUAUAUUUAUUUUUUUUAAAGCGGUGGCACCGACGUCGCGGGCUUGAUUUACUGAACGUUUAACACGAGAACGGAGAAUAAAAGCCGCCUCUGGGUUCACGAACACAUGAAUAACUCCGGGCGUGUGGACCUACGUUUUAGGAUGAAGAAGAAGAAGAAUCCUCCCUGAAUGAGUGUGUGUGUGUGAAUGAGGUUAAAACGAAAUUAAGCUAAACUGUAAUAAGUGUAAAAGUUGCCUUUAUAUUUAAAUGCACAUGUGUUUGCUGGACGGCCUCGUUUAAGCUGUUUUCUCAUGUUCUCUGUGAACCUUGUGGCCUUUCUCACGAGUCUCUCCGAUAGGUCGAGAUGAGGAUUGUCUGUUUUUUAACUGCUUUUCAUAUCACUCCUUUUUUUUAUAUUAGUGCUUACUUUUUUUUUUUACGAUGUGUUAAUUCAAGCAAUGACAUGUGUUGCCUUUCCCAAAAAGAGUGACUGAAUAGUAGCUCCCUUGACCAAGGACACUCGCUCGUCUUCCUCGUAGCUUCGUCUCCUAGCGUGUAAACUACCAGCGGUGUUCCCCCUUUCUAGACGUCCAUCUUCGGCUUCGUUGUUAGUGACUGUGGCUCUUGAGGUUGUUUAUGUUCAAAGAGGAUCGUGAUCUUUGAUGGCUGUGUGUUCUGUAUUUCAUGGUUGGUCUACAGAUUUUUAAAGUGUUUUGAAUCCGCAGCUCCUUCGCCAUAUAUUGUGAAGACCAAAACAAAAAUAAUAAUAAUAAUAAUAAAAAGCCCUUGUACUGCAUUACAAGUGGUGUGAGCCACAAUGUCCCAGUCGAAACAUGUGCAGGUCUGUGUUGAUUUGUUCUUUUAUUCUCACAAAAUAAUAAAAAAGACCCUUUUUCUUUCCUUUUUAUUAAAUAAAGAGGCUACUUCAGGAUUUGUUUGCUUGCAAUAAUCUGAAAAGACAAAAUAACCCGCUGAUAAACCUUUGAUGGGCCGAGUGUGACGAGGAGACCCUAACGAUGCCAUCAUGCAAAUAAAUAACCAAGGAUCUGUUUUAAAACUGCGACGCCUGUGUUUUUAUUUUUGAAGUGGAACUAAACUGACCUGCGA